Haliaeetus leucocephalus (bald eagle) is the source of this 447-nucleotide messenger RNA. RefSeq names its product sorting nexin 22 (gene SNX22). The record is from RefSeq and is a predicted model, not a curated record. The transcript has 6 exons. Gene Ontology annotation, molecular function: phosphatidylinositol phosphate binding. NCBI's taxonomy places the organism in Eukaryota, Metazoa, Chordata, Aves, Accipitriformes, Accipitridae. Bases 1 to 429 code for a protein of 142 amino acids.
AUGCCCGGGGUGGAGGUGUACAGGGUGGAGGUGCUGUGCAAUGGCCGGCGGCACACGGUGGUGAAGCGUUACAGUGAGUUCCAGGCGCUGCACAAGCGGAUCAAGAAGACCUGCAAGGUCCCCGACUUCCCUCCCCGCCGUGUCCCCAACUGGAUGCCCAAAGUGCUGGAGCAGCGCCGGCAGGGACUGGAGCUUUACAUCCAGGGUGUCCUGUACCACAACCAGGAGCUGCCCCAGGACGUGCUGGACUUCCUGAAGGUUCGGUGUUGCCAGCAGGACCCCAAGGCCAGCAGCCCCCCCACCGGCUGCCUGCCCUCCCAGCGGCCCGUCGUCGGCUUCUGCACCGACCCCUACACGCAGCCACCGGGCACUGACCUGCUCCCCAACACCAUCCUUACUGGGGUGCUGCAGGGCCUCUACAUCCCCUGAGCUGCAACCCCAGCCAGG